Molecule: messenger RNA, 1138 nt
Organism: Syzygium oleosum
Lineage: Eukaryota; Viridiplantae; Streptophyta; Magnoliopsida; Myrtales; Myrtaceae
Exons: 1
Coding region: 97-777 (226 amino acids)
Source: RefSeq, a predicted model, not a curated record
AUCUCCCUCCUCCCCAAACCAAAACCAGAAACCGGAAAAGACCAAAAAGCCCCUCCCUCCCUCCCUCCCUCCCUCCCUCUGCGCGAGUCGUCGCUGAUGGAGAUGGAGCCGAGGACGCCGGAGGUGGCGAAGAAGCUGUGGAGCGUCGUACGGACGGCGGCGUUCAUGAUGAGGAAGGGCUUGUUCUCCAAGAGCAAGCUCAUGGUGGACCUCCAAUUCAUGCUCAACCGCGGCAAGCUCGCCGGCAAGGCCAUCGGCAACCUCAUGCUCCACCACUACUACUCCUCCUUCACCUGCCGCUCCGACGACGACGUCGCCUGCAUCGCCUCCGCCUCCGCCUACUCCUCCUUCGCCCCUCGCGAGUACGAGUUCAGCUGCAGCAACACCCCCGCCAACAACCCCUUCUUCCCCAAGCGCGGCAAGCACCACCGCCACCACCGCCACCACGGCCGCCGCAGCAGCGGCCACCGCCACCACCUCGCGCCGCGCUACAACGACGCGGGGGCGAUCAGCGCCGUCCAGAAGGUGCUGGAGAUGCUGAACAGCGCCGACGUCGUGGAGGCGUCGCCCAUGCUGCUGCCCGGGUUCGGGAAGAGCCCCGCGGUGCGGCAGCUCCGGAUCACGGACUCGCCGUUCCCGCUGAAGGACGACGACGGGGACGGCGGCGAGGUCGACGUGGCGGCGGAGGAGUUCAUCAGGAAGUUCUACAAGGACCUGAACCUGCAGAAAACCAUGGCCCCGGUGGAGUCCCCGUAUCAUUAUGGCAUGUGGGGCUGAACCGACGGCGGCGGCAGCGGCGACGUUUUCCGACAUGGUGUUAGUUUUUCUUCCUUAACGGUCGUGGAUCUCCACGAAUGUUCUUUCAUAAGGGUCGCCGUCGGGCGGCCGGGGGGGCAUCAAGCAUGAUUCGGAUGCAUUUCCACAAGCCCUGAUGCGGCAAAAAUGCCGGAACAUACGAAGAUCGGAUUACCAAAUCGGUUUAUGACGGGGGAGAAACGCGACCCCGGAUCUCACCGGUCGUCGAAAAAAAACCUUUCGGAUGUCCGCUCACGGUUCGCAUGGUCUCUCUUCGUAAACCCGCUUGGUAAACCGAUCUACGUAUCUUUUAGCAUUAAUUAACUCAAAAAAUGCUUUCGGA